Messenger RNA from Phyllostomus hastatus (greater spear-nosed bat), 2157 nucleotides. RefSeq names its product interferon induced protein with tetratricopeptide repeats 3 (gene IFIT3). The transcript is spliced from 2 exons. Gene Ontology annotation, biological process: defense response to virus. Gene Ontology annotation, molecular function: protein binding. The record is from RefSeq and is a predicted model, not a curated record. The coding region runs from base 150 to 1709 and encodes 519 amino acids. Gene Ontology annotation, cellular component: cytosol. NCBI's taxonomy places the organism in Eukaryota, Metazoa, Chordata, Mammalia, Chiroptera, Phyllostomidae.
AGAACGCAUUCCCUGAGGCCUUCCCCGCCUUCCCCUUCCCCUUUAAAUAGCUCCUUGAGCAUUUACUUGCCACAGACUAGGAAGAUUUCUGAAGAGCAAAUCAUCUUGGACCUCAGCUUUUGAGACGGGCAGAGAAGCAGAUUUCAGUCAUGAAUGAGGUCAGCAAGAGCUCGCUGGAGAAAAUCCUUCCACAGCUGAAAUGCCAUUUCACGUGGGACUUACUUAAGGAAGAAAGUGUUUCAUCUGAUCUAGAAGAUAGAGUGCGUAACCAGAUUGAAUUUUUAAACCCUGAGUUCAAAUCUACCAUGUACAACUUGUUGGCCUACAUCAAACACCUACGUGGUCAAAAUGAGACAGCGCUGGAAUGCUUACAGAAAGCUGAAGAGUCCAUUCAGCAAGAGCAUGCUGACCAAGCAGAAAUCCGAAGUCUGGUCACCUGGGGAAACUACGCCUGGGUCUACUACCACAUGGGCAGGCUCUCAGAAGCUCAGGUUUAUGCAGACAAGGUCAAACAGGUGUGCAAGAAGUAUUCCAAUCCUUACAGUAUUGAGUGUCCUGAGCUUGACUGUGAAGAAGGGUGGACCCUGCUAAGGUGUGGAGGGAAACAAAAUGAAAAGGCUAAGGUGUAUUUUGAAAAGGCUCUAGAAAAGAAACCCAACAACCCAGAAUUCUCUGCUGGGCUGGCAAUCGCAAUGUACCGCCUGGAUGAGAAACCACCAAAGCAGUUCUGUGUCAGUGUUCUCAAGCAGGCCAUUGAGCUCAGUCCUGACAAUCAGUAUGUCAAAGUUCUCUUGGCCCUGAAAUUUCAAAAGAUAAAUAAAGAAGCCGAAGGGGAGCCAUUGGUGGUAGAGGCCCUGGAGAAAGCCCCUUGCCAAACUGAUGUCCUUCUCAGUGCAGCCAAAUUUUACAAAAAAAAAGGUGAUCUAGACAAAGCUAUUGAAUUGUUUCAAAAGGCGCUUGUAUCCUUGCCAAACAAUGGCUACAUCGAUCAGCAGAUUGCAAGCUGCUAUAGAGCGAAAGAGAAACAAAUUCAGAGCGCAGAGGACUCCGAAGCUGAUAGGAAUAGAGAGAAGAUUGAAGAACUGAGGAAAUAUGCUAGGAAGUAUUCAAAUAAAGCUACUGAAAAGGGACUAAAUCCUAUAUAUGCAUAUUCUGACCUCACUGAGCUGGAAACAGAAGAAUGUCUUGAGACAGCUUUCCCUGAGGCUUCGAGGAAACAAUUCUAUCAGGGCUAUUCCAACUUUCAGGAGUAUCAGGGGAAGUCUGAAGACACUUCUGUCCUACCUCAUUUAAAUGUUCUGCCCAUAAACACAAAAUCGACUGAGAAGGAAAAAGUGAAGUACCAGCCACAGAAUGGAGCCGAAAAUCAGCUUCCGCAAAAUGCACCAAAUUCUUGGUAUCUCCAAGGAUUAACUCACAAGAUGAAUGGAGACCUGCAGCAAGCAGCCGAGUGCUUUGAGAGGGAACUGGGCCGCCUGUUGAAGAACAGCCCUUCAGGCAUAAGCAGUUUUUUCCUGCCAGCAUCGGAGCUUGAAGACGGCCAUGCAGAAGUGAGCCAGGGUACAGAUGGCUUCCCUCUCAGUGAGCUCCCUGACCCCGGAGCUGAAACAGAGAGGGGGGAAAGGAGAGGAGAGGGAGAAGCCUGUAACUGCCAUGAGGGGAAGAAGGAUGGGAAGGCAGGCGUUCCCCAGUCUGAGCUUGCUGACUAGGUGGUCUUGCUUAUAUGAGGCUUUAAGGUACAUUGUUAGAGAGCUCUUUCCUCAUGCCUGUCUCACCAGUUCCGUACCAGCCACACACAGUUGUGUAGUCUGCAGGUCUUAUAAGAAAUGACUACUAGAAGCAGAGCUUCAAACCCACAAAAAGUGAUUAAUUCUCAGUUUGCACUCAGUUCACCAGAAAUUCCCCAUUUCUGCCCUUUCUUGCCAAGGGUCAUAGCUCGAGAUUACCUACCAACAGAAUCGCACAUCUUUCAUCCCAUUACUAUUUAACCUUCUGGGCCGCCUAGAAGACUAGUUUUUGAUCAACCCUAAAGUAUUCUUUACUUGUUGUUCUUGAUUUCAGCCAUGUAUGAGUAAUAUGUAUAUUUUUGAUAGUGAUACUACAAUAAAUAUAUAUUGGUGAUAGUGAUACUACAAUAAAUUUCAUAAUUUCAACUCA